AUGUUUCCACGACCGCUCUCUAUUCGAGCCACCAGCACCUGCUUCCGACCAUUCGCCCCCACCGUCAGCCCUCGAGCAUCUGCCUUCUGCGCUUCUGCCGUGUUACACGCUUCGCCCGCCAGUCGCUGUCCUGCCCCGCACUCGCACCUCUGCUUCCGCAAGACUCUAGCAUCAGCCCGGACAGCGUACUCGCAAGCCAGUCCUGUCGCAGGCUCAGCCAGAGCGCGCGUUCCCAGUCGACCAGCCGUUGCUCAGAGCGGUCUCGGAUACACCCUCUGCGUCGUUGCCCUCGGAAUCGCGGCCGGCAGCGUCCUCGUCGUCACCACCGAGCCCGGAGACUCGAAGGCUCAGAACAUCCACCACCCGCCCGAAAACACCGCAGAUCCCGAAGACCCCGCCGUCGACAUGUCCAACGACAAAAGCGCCCAAAUGCCGCCCGGAAGGCCGGGCAACCUCACCGCCGAGCAGGAAGUGAAGCUGAAGGAGCUCUGGAACGCGCUUGCCAAGAUCACGGGCAUGCCGUUCGACGAGCUGGCGGGCAACGGCGACGCGGAGAGCGUCAAUGGGACAACCGGCACGACGGGCACGACGCCCGCGGCAUCCAUCGCCGAGUCGGAGAGCGGCGGAAAGGGCGACAAGAAGAAGAGCAAGCGGCUGCACAUCUUCAAGCACAAGAAGGGCGACAAGGACGGCGAAAAGGCAAAGGACCAGUCUUCGUCGUCAUCGGCCCCGGCCGGCGGCGAGGUGGACGUGGGGAACCUGUCGCUGGAAGACGACAAGCACGGCAUGACCAAGGCGUUCCAGACGGCGCUGGCCGAGACGACGCCGGAGGAGCUGCGCGCCUCGCUGUGGUCCAUGGUCAAGCACGACAACCCGGACGCGCUGCUGCUGCGCUUCCUGCGCGCACGCAAGUGGGACGUGCAGGCCGCGCUGAUCAUGCUGAUCUCGGCCCUCCGCUGGCGCGCGACCGAGAUGCACGUCGACGACGACAUCAUCCGCAAGGGCGAGGGUCAUGCCUUCGAGCAGGCCAAGAGCGCGGAUGCCGCGGCCAAGAAGGAGGGCGAGGACUUCAUGACGCAGCUGCGCAUCGGCAAGAGCUUCGUGCACGGCGUGGACAAGGAGGGUCGGCCCAUGUGCUACGUGCGCGUCCGGCUGCACAAGCCGGGCGAGCAGAGCGAGCAGAGCCUGGAGCGUUUUACCGUCUACCUGAUCGAGACGACGCGCAUGAUGCUGAGCCCGCCGGUAGACACUGCAGUGAUCGUCUUCGACAUGUCUGAAUUCGCCCUUGCAAACAUGGACUACACUCCCGUCAAGUUCAUGAUCAAGUGCUUCGAAGCGAAUUACCCCGAAUCCCUCGGCGCCGUCAUGGUCUACAAGGCACCCUGGGUCUUCCAAGGCAUCUGGUCCAUCAUCCGCGGCUGGCUCGACCCCGUCGUCGCUAGCAAGGUACACUUCGUCAAGACGGCCGACGAGCUCUCCGAAUUCGUCCCGCGCAGCAACAUCCCGACGGAAAUGGGCGGCGACGAGCAGUGGACGUACAGUUACGUCGAGCCCAAGGAGGGUGAGAACGCGGCCAUGAAGGACGCUGCCGCGCAGGACCAGCUGCAGCGCGAGCGCGACGACGUCGUCGCAAAUUACGAGCGAGCGACGGCGACGUGGGUCAGAGGAAGCAGUGAAGACGAGGCGCAGUGCAAGAGGGAAAGGGAAGAGCUGACGGAGAAGCUGCGCGAGAACUACUGGAAAAUGGAUCCGUACCUCCGGGCGAGGACACUGUACGAUCGCAACGGCGAUCUCGGUCCGACGGGGAAGCUGGAUUUCUACAAGAAGUGA
This is a messenger RNA of Diplodia corticola, 1830 nucleotides long. Its product is annotated as cral trio domain-containing protein. The record is from RefSeq and is a predicted model, not a curated record. The coding region runs from base 1 to 1830 and encodes 609 amino acids. The transcript is spliced from 3 exons. Lineage: Eukaryota; Fungi; Ascomycota; Dothideomycetes; Botryosphaeriales; Botryosphaeriaceae.